Messenger RNA from Rhinopithecus roxellana (golden snub-nosed monkey), 4759 nucleotides. RefSeq names its product gamma-taxilin-like. The coding region runs from base 306 to 1826 and encodes 506 amino acids. Lineage: Eukaryota; Metazoa; Chordata; Mammalia; Primates; Cercopithecidae. Gene Ontology annotation, biological process: regulation of cell cycle. Gene Ontology annotation, molecular function: syntaxin binding. The transcript has 12 exons. The record is from RefSeq and is a predicted model, not a curated record.
AAGUCACCUCGUGGCGAAGUAGGGAAAGAGGUAACACCGAAAAGAGACAACGGCGGCGGCGCCAAGACGAUUGGUGCCAAACAGGGCAGAAAGCAACUUAGCUUUGGGGUGGGUCCCGGUCCAGAGGGUUGGAGAAGAAUGGCUGAGGGCGCACCCUGGUCUCAGCGGGAAGAGAUGCUACCCCGAGGACGAGCUAGCCACAGGACCGGAUGGCAAGUGGCCGUAACCAGUAGGUGAGACCGAUUGGGCUCUGGGGCUUCAGUACUUGACACUACCAGCACGGCUACGUCUCCAGCCAGCCAAGGAUGAGAGGAUGCAGAAAUAAUAUUUGUGUUGUUUUAAAAAUCUUAAGUGAAUUAAAAAGAAAAGUGACUCAUUCUUUGUUUGUGAGUAGCAUAAUGGAAGAAGCUGGAAUUUGUGGGCUAAGAGAGAAAGCGGAUAUGUUGUGUAACUCUGAAUCAAAUGAUAUUCUUCAACAUCAAGACUCAAAUUACAGUGCCACAAAUAAUAAGCAUUUGUUAGAAGAUAGAGAAGGCAGUGACUUUAUAACAAAGAACAGGAGUUGGGUGAGCCCAGUGUCAAGAAAUGAGCUUCCUGCACAAGAAGUAACCCCUCCCCGUGGUCAACAAGAUUUACAAUGCAACAGGAACAAAGAAAAAGUCUUAGGAAAAGAAGUGUUAUUACUGAUGCAAGCCCUAAACACUCUUUCGACUCCAGAGGAGAAGUUGGCAGCUCUCUGUAAGAAAUGUGCUGAUCUUCUGGAGGAAAGCAGGAAUGUUCAGAGACAAAUGAAGAUUCUGCAGAAUAAGCAAGCUCAGAUUGUGAAAGAGAAAGUUCACUUGCAGAGUGAACACAGCAAGACCAUCUUGGCAAGAAGCAAGCUAGAGUCUCUUUGCAGGGAACUUCAGCGUCAAAAUAAGACAUUAAAGGAAGAAUAUAUGCAGCAGAAAAAAGAGGAGGAAGAAGGUCUUAAGGAAGUAACUGCACAUUUCCAAAUUACUUUAACUGAAAUUCAAGCCCAGCUGGAACAGCACGAAAUACACAAUGCCAAAGUGCAGCAGGAGAACGUGGAAAUGGAAGAGAAACUAAAGAAGCUCACUGACCAAUAUGCACUGAGGGAAGAGCAAAUUAAUAAAGCGUUCAAACAUAAGGAAUUACAACAACAGCUUGUAGAUGCCAGACUUCAACAAACAGCACAGCUGAUAAAAGAAGCUGAUGAAAGACAUCAGAGAGAGAGAGAGUUUUUGUUAAAAGAAGCAACAGAAUCGAGGCACAAAUAUGAAAAAAUGAAGCAAGAAGAAGCACAACUGAAAGAGCGGCUUUUCCUUUAUAUGGAUAAGUUUGAAGAAUUCCAGACUACCAUGGCAAAAACCAAUGAACUUUUUACAGCCUUCAAGCAGGAAACGGAAAAGCUGACAAAGAGAAUUAAAAAACUGGAAAAAGAAAUGGUAAUAUGGUGUACCAAAUGGGAAAAUAAUAAUAAAAUACUUCUGCAAAUGGCUGAAGAGAAAACUAUUCGUGAUAGAAAUUGUAAGGUUUUUCAAAUAAAAUUGGAGCGAUUAGAGAAGCUGUACAAAGCUCUUCAAAUGGAAAGGAAUGAACUCAGUGAGAAAGUGGAAGUUCUGAAAGGGCAGGCCUCUGUGAAAGUAGCAGAUGCAGAUUUAGCAGUGCCUGUAAUGCAUUCCUGUGCUGACCUGGAUUCUUCCAAUAUGCUGAACACUUCCUCUAAAAGAGUGCCAGGAGUCCACUUGGAGGCUGACCCCAAAGGAAUGAAUGAAGCGAAAUGCUACUCAAAAGGCCCUCUUCACGGGAUCUCUAGGCAUUGAUUAAGAUGAAGUAUGAUCAUUGUACUGAUGGAUAUAUUUUGUGUACAUAUUUCUCUUUUAGUUGUAACUAUUGGUUUUGUAUGAAAAUUUCCUCUACUUUUUCUACCAUAUCUGUAGUUUUUUAGAACCACUGGACUGUGUGGUACAGAAAGCUUCUUACCAAUUUCCCCAACUAUGUUGCACAUCUGCCUUAUUUUCCCCCUUUAUUGGAACGCAUGUUUCCAUUGCCUUGUACUUUCAAAAUGUAUGUUUGUGUAUUCAUUACCUUAAUUUGAGACUUUUUUAUAAUCGUUUCCUAGUGUGAAAUCAAAUACCAUUUUAAACUCUGGAGCCCAUAAUACAUAUGUAAAAGAAAAUAUGAACUGAUUAAUAUUGUCACAUCAUUUAAAUGACAAAUAAAACUCCAAUGGAUUAAGGAACAAACAUGGCAUAUUUGAUUCAGAUCAGUUUUUUAACAAUAUUUAUAUGAAUUGCCAAAUUGAUGUGACUGUAAACCUUGAAUUCCUCAAAAUUGGCAGAAUAUAUUUUAUAUAUAUAUAUAUAUAUAUCAUUUAAAUGUACAUGAUGUUAAGAAAAACCAAAACAGUAGCAUAUGCAGAAGUUAUUAGACCAAUAGGCUUAAUGUUUAUGAAACUGAAAAUUGUUCUGCUUUAUUUCAGGUUACAAUUAUGUUUAAAGUAAAAAAAAAAAAAAAUCAAUAUCUAGAUGUCUGCACUUGGCAUGGAAAAUUCUGAACUCUUUAUUCCUUAAUUUUUCUUUUAUUUCAGUUUCUCAUAUAGCUAAAUAGUUUUACAUAUAUUCUCUCAUCAGAUUUGUGGUCUAACAGAGGUAGAAAAUGGAAAUUUUCCCAGUACUUAGAAAUAUGGCACUUAGGAAGAAGUCUGGCAUGUGAGUUACAUAUACACUUACCCUAGUGACUAUGAUAAUCAAGGGGGCAGAUAGCAGAGGAAUAUAAGUUAACAUUAAAUUUGACAGAUUUUAUUACUUUGCCAAAAUUAGCAAAACAAAAAUACUCACCUUCCCCCGCUUAUCCCCCAGCUUUUUAUAAAUAUUCUAUUCAGCUACAAAACAAAAUACUGGACCCACUUCUUUCAGGAGAUGAAGAUACCUUAUAUACCCUAAGGUUAAUACCAGCAGUCAUAUUUUAUCAGAACUCUUCUUGAUGUAAGCUCUUAAUGUUAUACUAAGGCAAUUUCUUAGGCUGUGAGACUUCUUUGUGGUACUUGUUUUGUGUAAAAGGUAAAUUUUGGGGAGAAAGCAAUGUGUUUGACAGAACUUGGUCUGUUGUUUUUGGCAUACUGUUUAUGUUAGAUAUCCUGUGUUAUAACACAGUAUUAAGAAGAUCUGGAUUGUAUUUUGGAAUUUGCUUUCGUUUCAGAAUUAUUCCUCUGGCUAGCAGUGGAAACAACAACAAAACGCAAAGGAACCCUUUGCAGAAGAUUCCUUUGUAAAUGGCUCUGUGGCAUGCCCAGUAUCUGCAGUGUUCUAGAAUAGGAGUUGCCAAAACUCCCUGUUUGCUAAGGCUGCAGAGUUGAACAUGUCCAUAAAUGUAUAGAAUCUGACCCUGUUUUUCAGCCCUGUUUCUGGACACUGUAGCUGACCAAGAAAAUGUUUAAAUGUUCAGAUCACUUAAAUUGUUUUGUUGUAUCAUUCUGGAGUUGUAAUAUGUAUAGUGGCAGGGAAUUCCAAGCUAUAGAAAAAACAUGAAUAUAGAAUGACAGAGUAUGUCAUCUUCAGAUGUGUAUUAAUACAUUUCUUGAUAAUGAGACCAAUAUUUCUAAGUUAAUGGAACUGUUUUAUUACAACUGAUAAUCACAGUUCACUUAUUGUAUGUUGCAGAAUUAUCUACCUGUUUCAAACUGUAAAUGAAAAUAACUGUGGUAAAAAAAAGAUACAGUACUGAUAAACACACUGCUUUGUUUUUAUCUCACCUCUUUUUUAAGGAUAGGAUUUUGUAAGAGGCAAUUAGAUCUCUUUUGCUUUUCAGGACUUCUGUAUUUUUUUUUUUUAACCUAGUAUGAAUCUUAUUUUAUCUAUUCAACUUUGUUCAACUUAACUAAAGAUAUAAUGGUUAAUAUAGUAGCCUUUGUGUAUUCUUUAUUAGGAAUGUCACCUUGACUGUUUAACAGUCAAGUUCAAAAAGAACUGUUGGAAAAAGUUGCUGUUUCUCAAAUCUUAAAAUGUAGUUAAUAGCACAAUUUAAAUAUGCAUUACCAUGUGGUUAGUUGGCAAAAAUAAUUUCAUUCAGUCAAAUCAGUGUUAGCAUGGCCACUCCCAAACUGCCCUUUAUAGUAGGUGACUUUAAGAUUUCUCUAGUUUAACUUCUGGCAAGACUUUUAAGAAUCGCAAUACCCAAGAAUUUUUCUACUAUCGGUUAACCUUAGUCUAUCCAAAUUUACUUGGAACUGAAUAGAUAUAAGCAGCAGGUGAUACUUGUAUAAAGAAUUUCAGUGUCUUAUUAUCAAAUUAGUCAUGGGUGAGUAAAAGUUAAUAUAACAUUAUGUAAACAAUUAAAUAGCUUUUACUUCUAGACCAGGGGUUCCAAACUCCCAACUGGUAGUGAUCAUGGCCUGUUAGGAACCAGGAUGCAUAGCAGGAGGUGAGCAGCAGGUGAGCAAGUGAAGCUUCAUCUCUUUUACAGCCACUCCCUGUUGCUGGCAUUACUGCCUGAACUCCACCUCCUGUAAGAUCAACAGCAACAUUAGAUUCUCAUUGGAACACUAACCCUGCUGUGCAUUAUGCAUGUGAGUGAUCUGUCUCGCAUGCUCCGUACAAGAAUCUAAUGCUUGAUAUUCUGUCCCCCCAAAUGGGACUGUCUAGUUGCAGGAAAACAAGCUCAGGGGUCCCACUGAUUCUAUAUUAUGGUGAGUUGUAUAAUUGUUUUAUUAUGUAUUACAAUGUCAUAAUAGAAAUAAAGUGGAAAAUAAAUAUUA